Molecule: messenger RNA, 1353 nt
Organism: Emericellopsis atlantica
Lineage: Eukaryota; Fungi; Ascomycota; Sordariomycetes; Hypocreales; Bionectriaceae
Product: enolase C-terminal domain-like protein
Exons: 2
Coding region: 1-1353 (450 amino acids)
Biological process (GO): carbohydrate catabolic process; amino acid catabolic process
Molecular function (GO): magnesium ion binding; L-fuconate dehydratase activity
Source: RefSeq, a predicted model, not a curated record
AUGCCUGAGAUCACCAUCACCGGCUUCUCCACGCGCGAUGUGCGCUUCCCCACCUCCCUCGACAAGACCGGCUCAGAUGCCAUGAACGCUGCUGGCGACUACUCCUCCGCGUACUGCAUCCUGACGACCGAUUCAGACUACACGGGCCAUGGCAUGACCUUCACCAUCGGUCGCGGCAACGACAUUGUCUGCUCAGCCAUCACCCACGUCGCCGACCGCCUCAAGGGUCGCACCCUCUCCUCCCUCGUCGCCGACUGGGGCAAGACCUGGCGCCAUCUCGUCAACGACUCGCAACUCCGCUGGAUCGGCCCGGAGAAGGGCGUCAUCCACCUCGCUCUCGGCGCCGUCGUCAACGCCGUCUGGGAUCUCUGGGCCAAGGUCCUCGGCAAGCCCGUCUGGCGCAUCGUCGCGGACAUGACCCCCGAGGAGUUUGUCCGCUGCAUCGACUUUCGGUACAUGACCGACGCCAUCACCCCCGACGAGGCCGUCGAGCUGCUGCGCCAGCAGGAGGGCGGCAAGGCCGCCAGGCUCGAGGAGGCGCUCAACAGCAAGGCCGUGCCCGCGUACACCACGAGCGCCGGCUGGCUCGGCUACGGCGAGGACAAGAUGAAGGCCCUCCUCCAGGAGACCCUCGACCAGGGCUACCGCCACUUCAAACUCAAGGUCGGCGGCAGUCUCGAGGAGGACAAGCGUCGCCUCACCAUUGCCCGAGACGUCAUCGGCUACGACAAGGGCAACGUCCUCAUGGUUGACGCCAACCAGGUCUGGUCCGUCCCCGAGGCCAUCGCCUACAUGGAGAAGCUGGCCGUCUCCAAGCCCUGGUUCAUCGAGGAGCCCACCUCCCCCGACGACAUCCUCGGCCACAAGAAGAUCCGCGACGCCCUCAAGCCGUACGGCAUCGGCGUGGCCACGGGCGAAAUGUGCCAGAACAGGGUCAUCUUCAAGCAGCUCAUCCAAUCCGGCGCCAUUGACUUUUGCCAGAUUGACGCCUGCCGUCUCGGCGGCGUGAACGAGGUCCUCGCUGUUCUGCUCAUCGCCAAAAAGUACAACAUCCCCAUCGUGCCGCACUCGGGCGGCGUUGGCCUGCCCGAGUACACCCAGCAUCUUAGCACCAUUGACUAUGUCGUCGUCAGCGGCAAGCUGUCGGUGCUCGAGUACGUGGACCACUUGCACGACCACUUCCUCAACCCCUCCAAGAUCAAGGGUGGCUAUUACCAGACACCCAUGGAGCCCGGGUACAGUGUCGAGAUGAAGGCAGACAGCAUGGAUAAGUUCUCCUAUCCGGGAGAGGAGGGCGUCAGCUGGUGGAAGAGCGAGGAGGCCAAACCCAUCUUGGAGGGGGUCAAGCUAUAA